GGACAAGAUGUGUGAAAACGACAGCUUUUACGGGUCAGCGAACCGGUGACCUGCCAGCGAGACACUCAAAACGUCUGGGAUUAUAAAUACCAGAAUCACAUCGUAAGUACUGCAGCUACUUGCAGAAUGCAACCCAUCAUCUUGUACGACAUACCAUCCAAGCUCCCCAAGAAAAAAUGGGCACCCAACCCAUCAAAGACAAGAUUCUGUUUCGGCUACAAAGACCUUCCGUAUGAGGUUAUCUGGGUGGAGUUUUGUGACAUUGUUGCAACCAUGAAAGGUGUUGGCGCAUCUCCAACAGCUGGGAAAAGAUACACCGUGCCAACCAUUAAAGACCCCAACACUGGCGUAGUAAUCUCCGACUCCCAUGCUAUUGCCAAAUACCUCGACGAAACCUACCCCGACAAGCCACUUAUACCCCGCGGGGCACACGUACUCUUAGAGACCUUCGAGACCUUGUAUAUCAACACAGUCAUGAUUCCGUCCUUCAAGCUCCUCGCGACCAGAACUCUCGAGAUACAGAAUGAUAUUAGCCGGCAAGUAUUCAUCCAAUCGCGGUUAAAAAUGUUUAGAGAAACACGUUGGGAAGAUAUCGCUCCUGAGGGGAAGGCACAACAAAUGUGGGCUGCGUUAAAGAAGAAUCUUGACGUAGUGGACGGGUGGUAUCAAAAGAGCGAGGGUAGGUGGAUUAUGGGAGACACGUUUUCAUUCGCGGAUAUCGUCGUGGUGUCUUGGAUGGUUUGGUGGAACGCUAUCUUGAACAAACAAGAACGCCAAGAGGUCCACACAUUGCACGGGGGAAGAUGGGCACGUCUCUUGGCAGAUGUGAAUGCCGAGUGCAACACAGAGUUAGGCUCCUUUGAAGAACAUAGUCGUUCCCUCUUAUGAGUUUCGCUAGUAGCUAGUAAAGAAACAGUUGGUGCCGGUGACCGGCCUCGCACAAAUAAAAGUUGAUUGCCACGCACGUGACCGCGUUGCC
Molecule: messenger RNA, 979 nt
Organism: Suillus plorans
Lineage: Eukaryota; Fungi; Basidiomycota; Agaricomycetes; Boletales; Suillaceae
Exons: 2
Coding region: 127-888 (253 amino acids)
Cellular component (GO): cytoplasm
Source: RefSeq, a predicted model, not a curated record